AUGAGCGAGCUCCGACCUCUGCGUGGAGGUUGCCAAUGCGGCCGUAACCGUUACAUCAUUGCCGUUCCAGGCGACAGUCUACACCAGGCAGAAAUCCUGUUCAACACAGAACCAGAACACCCCUACAUCCGCGUGCCGCUGGCAUGGUUUCACAGCACAACGUCCGCCUUCUACCCCGACGAGACGCACACACUCAUCCGCCGCGUGUACACGCAUCCGAGCCAGAGCUACGCCAAACGCCAGUUUUGCGGCUAUUGCGGCACUCCACUGAGCUACUGGUCCGAAAAUCCGCCCAGCGAGGCAGACUACAUCAACCUCACCCUAGGCAGCCUGCUGCGCGACGACCUGCGCGACCUCGAGGACAUGGGUCUCAUACCCGAUGCCAGUGAGUCGGACGGCAGCCACAACGAUAGUGCAAGCGACGGCUCGGCGGCAGCGGCGACGGCCAGUACGCCCCCAAAGGUCGGAAGAAGGCCAAGCAGGGGUACCGCGCUGCGCGAGUCGUAUGGUGUCCCCUGGUUCGACGGACUGGUUGAGGGAACGCGGCUGGGUAGGAUGCGGCAGAGUAGAGGUAUCCAGAGGUCCAGCAACGGAAAUGUCCGUGUGGAGUGGGAGGUGGUUGAGUAUGGGGGCGAGGACGAUGAUGACGAGAUGGGCAACACGACAACGACACCGGGCAAAAGGAAGCGCCUUGGGUCUGACGUCGGUGAAAAUGCAUACCGUGUCUAG
Messenger RNA from Geosmithia morbida, 729 nucleotides. RefSeq lists its product as uncharacterized. The record is from RefSeq and is a predicted model, not a curated record. NCBI's taxonomy places the organism in Eukaryota, Fungi, Ascomycota, Sordariomycetes, Hypocreales, Bionectriaceae. Bases 1 to 729 code for a protein of 242 amino acids. The transcript has 2 exons.